This is a messenger RNA of Dentiscutata erythropus, 242 nucleotides long. NCBI's taxonomy places the organism in Eukaryota, Fungi, Glomeromycota, Glomeromycetes, Diversisporales, Gigasporaceae. The record is from the annotation of a GenBank genome assembly.
AUGUAGAUCUUGGGUUGACAGCUAUAGAAUCUCUUGAGUUAAAAGUUAUAGAAUCUCUUGGAUUAAUAGCUAUAGAAUCUCUUGGGUUAAUAGCUAUAGAAUCGUUUGAAUUAAUAGAUACAGAAUCGAAAGAAAUUGAUGAUUUGGGUGCUAAAGGUUUAGGUGCCAAAGGCUUAGAUGCCAAAGGCUUAGGAGCUAACAUUUUAGGAGCCAACGUUUUAGGAAUUGUUUUUUUUUCUUGA